Messenger RNA from Octodon degus (degu), 1438 nucleotides. It is a transcript of the gene Rtl8c, whose product is annotated as retrotransposon Gag like 8C. The record is from RefSeq and is a predicted model, not a curated record. The coding region runs from base 214 to 555 and encodes 113 amino acids. The transcript has a single exon. NCBI's taxonomy places the organism in Eukaryota, Metazoa, Chordata, Mammalia, Rodentia, Octodontidae.
GAGUGACCACGCUGCGCUUGCGCAAUAGCAAGGACAUUCCGGAAUGCUGAGCCCCAAGGAGACAGGCCCUAGGCGCCUGCGCAAAGCUCUGCUGAGUUUCUCCUUAAGGCUGUGCUCCUCUCCUGCUAUCUGCACUUCCUGAGACGCCCACCCACUGAACUGGGCCUCUCAGCAAACCCAGCGAAGGCCAGCGUAUCCAUCAAGUUGGGAACGAUGAACGGUCGGGUGCAGCUGAUGAAAACCUUCAUGACCCGUCCCCAACGUCCCAACCAGCGCCGCUGGAGGAACCCGAUUCCAUUCCCGGAGACGUUCAACGGGGAAACCGAGCGGCUGCCCGAGUUCAUCGUGCAGACCGGCUCCUACAUGUUCGUGGACGACAAGACCUUCUCAAGCGACGCCCUGAAGGUGACGUUCCUCAUCACCCGCCUCACGGGCCCGGCUCUCGAGUGGGUGAUGCCCUACAUCGAGAAGGACAGCCCGCUGCUCAACGAUUACCACGGCUUCCUGGCCGAGAUGAAGCGGGUCUUUGGAUGGGAGGAGGACGAGGACUUCUAGGCCGCGGGGUCCUCUGGCUCUGGCCGGGUGCUAGGGGAGGGUGGGCUGUGCCGGUCGCCUGGGGCGCCCUCCCCCACACCCCGGCGGCACCGCCCUCCCCCUCUGCUGCCGCGAGUGCCCGCACUCUGCUCUCCCAGCUCUGCUCUGCUCUGCUCUCUGGUCCCCUCCCGCGUCUUCCCGUUUGCCUUUGUUCCAGGAACAGCAGCUCUCCAGACUCGCGCUGCAGCCUCCACCAAGCCCCAACCCACUAAGCCUGUAAGCAGCCCCCAGGCCUGGCUGUGGAGCCCGCCACCGCCCAGCGCUCCCCACUGGCCCCUCCUCCCGCGCACUCUGGACUCUGGCCUGGCUGCAGCCUUGGACUGGGCCCCUGGUACCCACAGCUGAACAGACCACCCACAGCAGGCCUGGCUCAGCAGCCCUGCCAGCCCCCUGCCUGCCCCACCCUGCCCUGCCUUCACCAUCACCUUCACCAUCACCAUCACCAUGCAGCGCUCCCACCCACGGACUGCCACCCUGAUCUGGACUCAUCUGCCAGGCACCUGAGCUGGCCACAACAGCCCCUGGACUUGGAUUCAGAAGGCUCUGCCUCCCUCUGCAGGGCCACAGCAGCCUCUGCUUCAGCGGGACCCAUCCCCUCCCCUCCCUCAGAGACCUCUUUGUGUUCCUCCUGGCAGCCACAGCCAGGCAUUGCUUUGCUCCUGAGGACCGGCUAGUUCUCCCCAGUGUCCAGUUUUCUUCUGAGCUUGCAGCUAUCUCUGGUGUGUGAGCCUUUGUUUCUGCACAGUGGUGACCCCUGUGGUUGUUCAGCUCUUCUGCAUACACUACCUGUACCAAGUCUUUUCCUUACUUUCAAUAAAUGUCAGGCACUGUUUAAAGAGAAAAA